AUGGACAGAAUGACGUCAUUUGUUGCGACGCCUACGCAACGCGCUUUCGUCGGAAAGCGCAAUAAAAUGACGGCAGCUGAUGUCCGAAAACAUGUAAUGACUGGCAGUUUGAUGAUGUUACAUCCAGGAACGCUGGACGUUGCUUUUCCGGACGGCUCAUCCACCCAGACGCUGAGCCUGGUGGAUGUUGUGGACCCUGUUGAUGUUGAAGAGGCUUUCGCCCAACGUCGUACUUCUGCUCUCUACGACAUCUCGUCCACAACAAGUAGCCCAAGGAAAGUCAGCGAAUUUCCCGCAGACGAUGUUGAAGUGCGUAUAGUGCCCCGUGACUGGGCAACGGUAGAUCCACCAGUGCCCUUGGAGACUAAGGACUUGAAGAUCGCGCCUCAUGUUCGAGAUAUCAUUUGCUCCUUCACAGAUCAGUUUUCGUUGGUGCAAAAAAGAGUCAGCGAAUUUCCCGCAGACGAUGUUGAAGUGCGUAUAGUGCCCCGUGACUGGGCAACGGUAGAUCCACCAGUGCCCUUGGAGACUAAGGACUUGAAGAUCGCGCCUCAUGUUCGAGAUAUCAUUUGCUCCUUCACAGAUCAGUUUUCGUUGGUGCAAAAAAGGUAUCAGCAGUUUAGUUCCGCUGAUGCAUACGUCCGUAUGCUGAUUGAGCGACCAAUCAUCGUCCGUUCAACCCCUCGUCCCAUUUUUGAAGCUGACGCUGGUCGUGCUGAACGAGUUGCAAGAAGCGUUAGCGUCGUGGGAGAUUCGGUGAGGGUUGCAUACUUCUUUGUUUCAUGCUCGAAACAUCUGCCUCGUUAUUCAUUAUUUGCUGCUGUAAUGGUUGACUCGAAGCGGCAGUCGUAUGCUUCCACAGCGUCUUCUGGUACAAUGGGUUCUGCAGAAGGGGACUCACGCGAAUCUCGUCUUCAUCAAAGUCAGCCGGACCCAACUAUUCCAGGAGUAAUUCAACGGUCCAGUUUCACUCAGCUUGAUCUGCUGAGUGAUGCACGGCGACAAGCAGCUAUUUAUGAUGCGAAAGCUCGGCGAAAAGUAACUGAAAACUUUUAUUUCGAUGUAAACCCAGAGGAAAUACGGCGGAUGGUCGACAAGAACAUUUCCUUUGCGGAGGCCACCGAUAGAUGCAGUCAAGCGGCCUUCAGUCUAUCGUGUCCUUUAACGGAUCUUUUCAUCGUGAUCAAGCUCGAGAAGGUAUUGCAAGCGUGCGAGAUCAUUGACGCGUCAGAGCCGUACACAAAUUGCGCAGCUCGCGAUGAAAGAACGCGGGAAAAGUUGGCUGCAGCUGCAGCAGACUUUUGUGAUAGGCUAGGCUCAUUCCGAAUGCCUCUCGGAUUCAUGGUCCUCGAUCUACAGAAGGUGCUAAUGGGUGUGAACACACUGGAACGGUCGGAGAUGUGUAUGUCGACAAUGACUACGGGAUCUGUUGGCACCGCAGCAGGCGAGGCAAUGGCCCCGUUAGCAUGUAUCGCUGCAGAAACUGAUAGCAUAGUCAGUGCUGACCGAAUGUCAAAUACUUCCACAUCGACGUUUCGACGAAUGGGAAGUGGGUCAUCGGCGGCUGCAGUGCUUAGUCGCGUGCGCACUCCACUUCAGCGGCGCAAAUUUUUGGGAGGAGGAGGAGGCAGUGACGAUGCCACCACUCCUGAUGGUUCUUCUGCAGGAAAAUCUAUAGAGUUGAACUUGGCUAAUCUUCAGCCUGUCACUCUUAACCUGAAUUCGUUCUUUCGACAGGAGGCUGAUAGGUUAAGUGACGAGGAUUUGUACAAGUUGUUAGCUGACGCUCGACGUCCCGGCGGAAAGCUGUCGCGUUUGAAAACGUUCGCGGUUGAUAUGGGAUUACAACUGUCUGGAGGGACUGGUGAAGAGCUCUUGAUGCGGCUCAGUCCGGAAAUGUUGCGUGUUGCCCCCUUCAGUGGAGGACCCGGCACUGAGCUCACUAAAGACAUCCAAGAGUUCCCCGCGAAAGGCUUCUACAUGGCCAAUACAAGUUAUCGGAACUUGAUGUACAUAUACCCUAAAUCGGCUAACCUCACAAAUCGACCUGGUACAGCACGGAAUAUCUCAAUCAAGGUGGAACUGAUGAACGCGCAAGAACAACCUUUACGAGUAUUAUACUCCAGGGGUGCAGGUUCAGAUAUGGUAUCGGUGGCGAGGACUGCUGUUAUUUAUCACAACAAAACGCCUCACAUCACAGAUGAGAUUAAACUUCGAAUACCGGUGGAUUUGGAUGACGGGCAUCAUUUAUUGUUUACUUUCUAUCACAUAUCUUGUAAAUCGAACAACAAGGACGAAGAAACUGAAUAUCCGAUCGGAUACAGUUGGCUGCCCCUUCUAAGAGACAGUCGAUUGUCAACGGGAGACUUCAACCUUCCAAUAUGUCUCGAUCGUCUUCCCUCUAGUUAUGGGUACCUCUCUCCGGAUGUCGCUCUUCCGAAUGUUCGGUGGCUUGACGGCCAUAAGCCUGUCUUCAAUGUAACCAUCAAAGCCAUAAGUACCGUUCACCCUCAGGAUGAACAUUUGGAAAGGUUUCUCGUUGCCGUAAAUUCUCUGUCAUCUACAGAUAGAAGGAAGCCGCCGGCAAGUGAAAUAGCGCUGAUUACAGCUGCACAGCCCACCAGAGCUUUUUUUCCAGAUGCAUUAUCAAGCGCAUGUUUCGAGACAUUGGGACAGCUGGUGAAAAUCUGUACCAUGUUGUUAGACUCAUGCUUAGAUAUGCACGGUCGGAGUGCGCUUCUGACAUCUUAUGUGCACUACUACAAAAUAGCCAUGAAAGAAGACGUUGAGAAAUUAAGUGCGCACCACCAGCGCGUUCCAGUUGACGCGGUGCCCAGCACGUCCAAUAAGGCAGUGCAUGAAGAAUUAGCCGAGCAGUGGGUCCGUAGUGGCGGUUGUGCCAGGGAAAUGGCGUUUCUGAACGCUUGGUUCUUUCUGGAGUUAAUGGGAUGCGUUUUCGCUUCAUGGAUCGUAGCUACGUCAUGGGUCUCGUUCGAGAUUUCAACAGAGAUAUUUCACACAGGAAUAAGGUCAACAACUACGACAUUAGAUUCAUGGGGAUCGUUAGGAUCGGGCGAGCUGUCAUAUGAGUUUCGCCGUUGUCAUUAUCUUGUUGGACUCGCUUUAGCUGAUCUCGCUGCUGUUCUAGAUUCCUCGAAUAGUUCGGUGUUACAUGCAAGGCGAGCAAAGGCUAUUGGUCUCAUACAUAAUCUCCUAUCAUCUCAUGAAGCUGACAGCCGACUGACAGAUCCAACUAUACGAGCUCGAGUUGCUGGCCUUUACUUACCCUUAGUAACUAUUGUUCUUGAUGUAGCCGGGCAGAUCCACGAUCCCUUCGCAAACUCUCCAACUGGUACAAGCCGUUUCUCAAGGGAGGAUAGGAAUGGCAAUUCCACUUCACCAGGAGUGAAUCCGAAAGUCGCUCUUGCUAUAGCUGGUAUCGGUUCUGCACCUUCCCCACCUCGAACACCGACAGAGAUGAACAACAACAGGCCGGAGAAGAACAAAGCUAUGCUAAAUCUCGAGUUGUCGAGACAGUCGCAUGCGGAGAAUGGUCAUGAUCUCGAUGAAACUCUCACGGAAUGUGUCGUAACACGCCGUGAUGGAGUCAGAUGGAGAAUAGGACCACCGUCAUCUGGGGAAGCUGAUUCACGCAGGACGAGUUCACUCUUAUAUGAGGAUGAGGCCUUGUUGGAAGCGGCGCUAUGUACAGAGGUAAUGCUGUGCGUGCUGGAUACAUUGGAGACCAUUAUCCGAGUGAUUUCAAUGCCAGGCAGUGAUCAUUUGCAUUUUGCUCUACCAAUGAUAUUACGAGGAAUAUUGCACAUGUUAUCCUGCAAUCAGUCCGUUCAAGCCCUAGAAUGCAUUUUCGUCAGCCAACGCACUGUUGUUAAGAAGUUUCCCGACAUGAUUUUUGAGCAGGUGGGCUUCUUUGAUCCUUGUUUCCUCUUCAUUCAGCAUUCACAAUUGUUAAGGAAGCUGAGCAGUGUGGAGAAUUGUGCUUACAACUUCUCCGUCAUUGUGCAUCUCGAUUACCAGCCGUUCGAACUCAGUGGAAGCAGCUUGGCAAGAGUGAAGAUGCAAAUCACGAUGUCCUUGUCAACGUUGGUGUCGAAUGCAACUAGGGAGGGUGUGUGGUUGAAUGAAGACUGCCUGAGAAGGAGUCUCAAGAGUGUCAUCAAAGCACGUCCUGAACCAAUGGUUGCUUUUAUGUAUAAUGUGCUGGACAAGUUGAUCGCUCUGAUUGCAAAUAAACCUUACUCAGGUAAUUUGUACACCUUGAAAAAUAACAAGUCGAAAGCGAGAUCGCAGCUGUGUAAGGAUAUGGCCGCCGAGAAGAACAAGCCUGGCUCCCCGGAAACUCAGAAGCUCUACCAUAUCAUUGGUCUGUUUCCUUUACAGGAUGCGUUUUCGCUUAUGGAUCGUAGCUACGUCAUGGGUCUCGUUCGAGAUUUCAACAGAGAUAUUUCACACAGAAUAAGCUGCAUUGGAGAACCGGCUGCGACGACUUUGAUGUUGUUGAAGUUGGACUUUGUGCGGAUUGUAAGCUCUCAUGAGCACUUUGUCAUUCUGAAUCUCCCAUUUGGCCCACCUCAUAGUGUUCCGACGUCUACAUCAUCGUCAUCGAUUUGUAUAUCGUCUGGCACUGGAAGCUCAGUCACUCAGAUGGCUCUGAGCCCAGAGUCUGGUAGCAUUUCGAGCAGGUCAACAACUACGACAUUAGAUUCAUGGGGAUCGUUAGGAUCGGGCGAGCUGUCAUAUGAGUUUCGCCGUUGUCAUUAUCUUGUUGGACUCGCUUUAGCUGAUCUCGCUGCUGUUCUAGAUUCCUCGAAUAGUUCGGUGUUACAUGCAAGGCGAGCAAAGUUUAUUAUUUUGUGA
This is a messenger RNA of Ostertagia ostertagi, 4878 nucleotides long. The record is from the annotation of a GenBank genome assembly. NCBI's taxonomy places the organism in Eukaryota, Metazoa, Nematoda, Chromadorea, Rhabditida, Trichostrongylidae.